CACAGGGGCAAUGUAAUGGAAAAAUUGCGACGCAAGAGAUUAUUAUGUAUUUUAUUUGAUACCAGAGAUACUUUAUGAUUGAUUUCCGAAUAAGGUAGUUUUUAGUAUAAACGAUAUGUAGUUGUUUUUCAAAUGGAUUAUUUAUACUUUGUUAUAUCUAUUGCAACUCGCAAAAAAUUUAAACUAUCUCUUAUUAUCGCGCUAUCUUCAAGAUCUUAGCAGAUCUUAGUCAGUUGUGGUGCUGUUAUGAUAUUGUUGACAUUUUUGUAAAGUGAAAAAGUAGCGGUAUGUUUGUCAUUUGCAAGAACAAUGAAAUAUUUACUCUAUGAGUAAUGACCAAUGCUGCUUUGCCAAAGUGAAGAGCGACAGAGCAUUUCAUCCAUAUGACAUUUUGAAAAAUUUCAACAAAUAUAGAUAGUAUUUCUAAAAAUUGUGGAAAUGGAUAGCCUUUUCACACAAAAUAUCACAGAUGAACCAGAUGACAUACCACAGACAGAUGAACCAGUUUGGGUUCUUGGGAGAAAAUAUAAUGCCAUAAGAGGAUCUUAUAUUUCAGAACUCGACGCAAUUCGUAGUGAUAUAAGGUCUAAAUUAUGGUUCACCUAUCGUAAAGGUUUUCCAUCUAUUGGUGGCUACAAUUCUUCAUAUACAAGUGAUAGAGGUUGGGGUUGCAUGUUACGAUGUGGACAAAUGGUCCUUGGCCAAGCUUUAAUCACAUUAAACUUAGGUAGAGACUGGCAAUGGGAACCAGAGAAAAGCAAGGAUAGCACGUACCUGAAAAUUCUGGAGCGCUUUGAAGACAAAAGAACUGCCACAUACUCUAUUCAUCAAAUUGCAUUAACAGGAGAAUCUGAAGGAAAAGAAGUUGGACAGUGGUUUGGUCCCAAUACAAUAGCACAAGUAUUAAAAAAGUUAGUUGUGUAUGAUGAAUGGGACUCGAUUACAAUACACGUGGCUCUGGACAAUAUGAUAAUAAUUAAUGAUAUUUUAAAACAAUGUAGAAUAGAAGGAGGUACAACUGCAGAAGCAGAUGGUAAUAUACCACUGAAAGCACCUAACCAAUGGAAGCCUUUAUUACUUUUAAUACCUCUUCGUCUCGGAUUAAGCGAGAUUAAUCCUAUCUACAUUGAUGGGCUUAAAAAUUCAUUGAAGAUCCAACAAUCUUUAGGGAUAAUAGGAGGAAAACCCAAUUAUGCAUUGUAUAUCAUAGGAUAUGUUGGGAAUGAAAUAAUUUAUUUGGAUCCUCACACUACUCAAAGAUCAGGCAGUGUUGAAGACUCUGAGAUGGAUGCUACUUAUCAUUGCAAGUCUGCUAAUCGUAUUCCUAUCACAGGGAUAGAUCCUUCUGUAGCACUUUGUUUCUUAUGUCCGACCGAACACGAUUUUAAAUCUUUAUGUAAAUCCAUUCAAGAAGAAUUAAUCACGCCAGAAAAGCAACCUUUGCUUUACGUAUGUACAGAGAGAUUACCAAAUUGGUCACCAGUUAAAAAACCUCCAUUGGAAGCAAAAGCAGUGACAAGUUUUGUAGAUUUUGAACAUAUAGGUCUACAGUAUGAUACGUCUGAUGAAGACUUUGAACUGCUCGGUUGACAUUUAAUCGUCAAUUAAGAUCAGUCUGCGAUUUAAGAAAUAUGUAUAUAAUAACCUGGAUGGUCCGUUCAUACAUACACUACAAUAUUACUCAACUUUUCAUUGGAAAUACAUACUUGAAUUAUACUAGUGCUAUUCCAGUACUAGAAGUUGAACAAUAAAAUUAUUUAUACCAAAUAAUUAAAAUAUUGUAUAUAUUACUUAUAUUUAAAUACUUCGGACUUGGGUGAUCUAUUCAUUGUUAAUACAUUAUACGAUUUUGGUACAAAACAAAACUGUUGUUCGUAAAGAAAUAUUCACUUCUGCAUAUAAUACAGUAUAUACUUACUCUUGUAUACUAACUAAACUAAUAAUAAUAUAUGUUAACCAAAUUUAAAUAAUCAAAUUACUUCCAUGAUUAUACAUUUGAAGAUGGUUUGAAAAUAUCAAGUUUUUUUUUUAAAUUAUUCAUUUCAAACAUAAAUAAUUGUAAUAUUAAGAGAAUAUAUUUAUUUACUUUUCUUCAAAAUACAGUCAUAGUACACAUUAAAUAACAUGGGAAGGUCACAAUUCAUACAAGUGAUUUUUUUAGUAGAGUCAAGCUUAAAUUAUAGGUUAAAAUCAAUAUAAACAAACUGCAGGAUGUUGUUCCUCUUGCUCAAGAAGCUGCAUUUUGAGUGACUCGAUGGAUGGUAUGUUGUUGCAUAAUUUUAUUUCAGUACGAAAUGCUUCAUAAUCCUUUGGUAAUGUGUUUAGAAGCAUUACAGAUAACAUUUCUCCUGGUAUUUGAAUUCCAAAGUCUUCUAAUUCUUUCGCUUUGUAUUGAAACUUGUCCACAAACUCCAUCAUACUUUCAUUUGCUCUCUUCUUCAUUCGACGUAAUUGUUCAUACAAAACUGUUUCCUUCAUUGAAUCAUUUGCUUCGUAUUUCUUUUUUAGAAUAGUCCAUGCAUCAUACGCUGUUUUUGCAUUCAUUAUAUGAUUAAACUGUGGCCUCCUUACACUUAAUAAUAUGAAGGCAAGAGCCCUCUCGUCUUUCUUAUCAAACUCUAUUGCAUUCUGAUCUGUUUUUAUUAUUUCUCCGUUUACAUAUGGCCAUAAGUCAUUAAGGAUUAAUACUUGUUUCAUUUCUAGCUUCCAACUAUCAUAAUUUUGUUUAGAAAGUUUCUGUAUAUUACAAUUUCCAACAAAACCCUCCAUGGUUUUAUUAUUCUCUCGUUAAGCACGUGUUAUCACAGCUUACACUUUUUUCUAUGUUUAUUAUUCACAUAAUAGAUUUCACUUAUCCUCUGGAUCCAUAAACUAACAAGAAUUUCAUAUUGAACUGUUGAAUCAUUUAAAAUGAUUUAAAACUACUUAGUAACAGUUUUGUUACAAAUGUUUGCAAAUAAUGUGAUUUCACUACCUUGUAUAUGUACACAUGUUACAUCAGUUAAAUUAAACGCCACAAACCACAACACAACGUGAUCGACCUACAAUGCAGUUUCCAACGCAACGAUAUAGGUUAUAUCAGGUUAUUUAGUACGUUCCAUAAGAAGGCGAAGUUAUAUACAUAUAUAUAGAUGUAAAUGUAUGUAAUAGAGGUUAUCAUGCGAUCAAAAUUUCAUUGGUCGACGCUGGUCGGUUUUUUAUUAAAUAAUAAUCUUAGGUAGAAUCACGGUAAUCAUUUCUGAACAUGAUUAAACAAUUAAUUUUAAUAUUACGUUAUUAAGAGUAACUACAAGUUGAAUUUACAUUUGGAACUAUGAUGACAUUUAUUACAAUUCAGUAUAUAAUAAAUAUAAAUUUUUAAAACUUAUAGGAAAAAGCUAUAAAAUAAUUAGUCUAUUACUACUUAAACGCUGGUUAUAAUACAAAUAUAAAAAUAAUUGAUUAUCAUGUGAUACUUAAAUAUACAAUUUUAAAUAUUACAUAUUUUAUAUAAUAAUUUUAAAUAUCAAAUAAUAUAUAUUUAAGAUAAAUGUGUAUGUACUUUACAAACAACAAACUGUAUUUAUUUAAAUGUCAUACAAUUUUAUCUAAUAAAAUGAAACUUCAAAUUUAAAAGUAUUUUUAUUACUGUUAAUAAAAAUAUAUGAUUACAAUUAUAACAGAUGUAUACAGUAUAAAAUAAUAUAAGCAUCACAAUCAAAAUAACUCGUUAUAUAACAUAUUAUACACUUUUAUUAUUUAUCAUUUUUAAUACAUAUAUUUAUAAAUUAUUAAAUUUAAAUGUUGUUAGCCAUUUAGACAUGAACUAUUGCACUUACAUGUUACUAGCCAUUUAAUUUAUUGUACUUAAGUGUUAGUUAUCAGAUUACACAUUUACAGAAUUCAUUCAUUCGCUUAUACAAAAAUAAAUAUGUUCACGUUUGUUCGCAAAACUCGUAUUGUUUAAGGAUCACAUCUUAGUAUUUAAUUUUGUUAUGCUAUAUGUAUUCAGAUAAUUAUUACAAUAAUAAUUAUAAUAUGAACAUUUAUACAUAAACCUUAUAAACAUAUAGUAGAAAUAAAAAAAGAA
Hylaeus anthracinus is the source of this 4069-nucleotide messenger RNA. It is a transcript of the gene Atg4a, whose product is annotated as cysteine protease ATG4A. Bases 439 to 1590 code for a protein of 383 amino acids. Gene Ontology annotation, molecular function: protein-phosphatidylethanolamide deconjugating activity. NCBI's taxonomy places the organism in Eukaryota, Metazoa, Arthropoda, Insecta, Hymenoptera, Colletidae. The transcript has 10 exons. The record is from RefSeq and is a predicted model, not a curated record.